AUGUCCCAGAUAGGAACCCCACUCUCUUUUCCUCAAACAUCUGUCGUAGCCGUGGGGCCAACGACUCCUACUAGUGUAAUGUACAACAAUCAAACUAUGAUAGUGGACGAACAAGUGAGCGGUGCCAUCGAUCAAGUUAUUCCAGCGCAAUCUCAAAACGUUGCUGGCAUCGUCCCGCAGUUACAAAACAUUGUCGCUACUGUUAAUCUUGGUUGUAAGCUUGACCUCAAGACUAUCGCGCUUCAUGCUAGAAAUGCUGAAUACAAUCCAAAGCGCUUCGCCGCAGUCAUCAUGAGAAUUCGUGAACCAAAAACAACUGCCCUAAUUUUCGCUUCUGGCAAGAUGGUCGUUACCGGAGCGAAAUCUGAAGACGAUUCUAAAUUAGCAAGUCGUAAAUACGCUCGAAUUAUUCAAAAACUUGGUUUCAAUGCAAGAUUCACUGAUUUCAAAAUCCAGAAUAUUGUUGGUUCAUGCGAUGUCAAGUUCCCAAUUCGUCUGGAAGGUCUCGCUUAUUCUCAUGGACAUUUUAGUAGUUAUGAACCUGAGUUGUUCCCUGGCUUGAUUUACAGAAUGGUAAAACCAAAAAUUGUCUUGUUAAUCUUUGUGUCGGGAAAAAUCGUUCUUACUGGUGCUAAGCACAUUUAUGUAAGCAAUAUUGAUCAAGCCAUGGCUUUUAAAUUGGUUUGUCCUUUUGAGUUUGAUCGUUGA
Messenger RNA from Dentiscutata erythropus, 708 nucleotides. NCBI's taxonomy places the organism in Eukaryota, Fungi, Glomeromycota, Glomeromycetes, Diversisporales, Gigasporaceae. The record is from the annotation of a GenBank genome assembly.